Myotis lucifugus (little brown bat) is the source of this 1431-nucleotide messenger RNA. RefSeq names its product dedicator of cytokinesis protein 4-like. The annotation marks the transcript as partial. Gene Ontology annotation, cellular component: cytoplasm; plasma membrane. The transcript is spliced from 14 exons. Lineage: Eukaryota; Metazoa; Chordata; Mammalia; Chiroptera; Vespertilionidae. Gene Ontology annotation, biological process: small GTPase-mediated signal transduction; cell chemotaxis. The record is from RefSeq and is a predicted model, not a curated record. Gene Ontology annotation, molecular function: small GTPase binding; guanyl-nucleotide exchange factor activity.
AUGCUGCUCAAUGGGAGAUGGGGCUCCCCACCACAGACAGGCCUCACCAUUAGACAGAGACCCAGCAGCCAUGGCCGGGCCCGGCCUGACACGUCACUGACAGAUUCCAGGUGCAUCCUGCUCCCCGUGGUCCUGCACCAUCUGCACAUGCACCUGCGGCAGCAGAAGGACCUGGUCGCGUGCGCACGCAUCCUCAGCAACGUGUUCUGCCUCAGCAAGAAGAACAGCUCGGAGAAGUCCGUGCUGGAGGAGAUCGACGUGAUCGUGGCCAGCCUGCUGGACAUCCUGCUGCGGACCAUCCUGGAGAUCACCAGCCGCCCGCAGGCCUCCGGCCCCGCCACGCGGCUCCACUUCCAGGACGUCACCGGGGAGUUUGUUGCUUGUCUCCUGUCCCUGUUACGACAAAUGACAGACAGGCAUUAUCAACAGCUUCUUGACAGUUUCAGUACAAAGGAAGAACUGAGGGACUUCCUGCUGCAGAUAUUCACUGUGUUCCGAAUAUUGAUACGGCCCGAGAUGUUCCCCAAGGACUGGACUGUCAUGCGCCUGGUGGCUAACAACGUGAUCAUCACAACAGUUCUCUACCUGUCAGACGCACUUCGUAAGAACUUCUUAAAUGAAAACUUCGAUUAUAAGAUCUGGGAUUCCUACUUUUUCCUCGCGGUCAUUUUUAUAAACCAGCUGUGUCUGCAAUUGGAGAUGUUCACACCGUCCAAAAAGAAAAAGGUAUUAGAAAAGUAUGGCGACAUGCGGGUGACAAUGGGCUGUGAGAUCUUCAGCAUGUGGCAAAACCUGGGGGAGCACAAGCUUCAUUUCAUCCCUGCCCUGAUCGGCCCCUUCCUGGAGGUGACCUUGAUUCCACAGCCGGACCUGCGGAACGUCAUGAUUCCGAUUUUCCACGACAUGAUGGACUGGGAGCAGAGGCGGAGUGGCAACUUCAAGCAGGUGGAAGCCAAGCUCAUCGACAAACUGGAUAGCCUGAUGUCAGAAGGCAAAGGGGACGAAACCUACCGGGAGCUCUUCAACAGUAUUCUGCUGAAGAAAAUCGAGCGGGAAACAUGGAGGGAGAGUGGGGUCUCCUUGAUCGCCACGGUGACGCGCCUGAUGGAGAGGUUGUUGGAUUACAGGGACUGCAUGAAGGUGGGCGAGGUGGACGGCAAGAAGAUCGGCUGCACAGUGAGCCUUCUGAACUUUUAUAAGACGGAACUGAACAAGGAAGAGAUGUACAUCCGCUACAUCCACAAACUCUACGACCUGCACCUCAAGGCACAGAACUUCACAGAGGCCGCCUACACCCUCCUGCUGUACGACGAGCUGCUGGAGUGGUCGGACCGGCCGCUGCGCGAGUUCCUGAGCUACCCGGCGCAGACCGAGUGGCAGCGCAAGGAGCACCUGCACCUGGCCAUCAUCCAGAACUUCGACAGGGGCAAG